GGACACCAUUGGAGGGAUGAAACCAACACACCAGUUGCCCUUCUCGGGGCUUCUGUUGUUUUCUCUUAUUCCAAGCCAGCUAUGCGAGAUCUGCGAGGUGAGUGAGCGAGUCCACAUCCAACUGGACCCUCUGUUGGAUACAAUGAUCCAGCCAAAAUACACCAGUGUGACCCAGUCUGCCAAUGUCCUGCUUUCCCUCAGACUCAUUGGGAUCCAGAACCAAAACCAAACCAUAAUCGAAGCGCUCUCCCAACAAGUCAGAAACACUGUGGAAAGGAGAGGACUGGAUUUAAGCUCAGGACAGCUCGCUCUGAUCAUACUGGCUUUGGGAGCAUGUCAUACCCAUGAUGAAACCUUCAUAUUUAAUCAGCACCUACUUGGCCAUCUGGAAAAUAAAUUCAAAGCAGAAUUGGAAAAUAUGGAAGAAUAUGAUGGUAAUCCACUGACCAACUAUUACCAGCUCAGCCAGGACGUCUUGGCCUUGUGUCUGUUCAAUAGAACGUAUUCAACCACCACAGUUGCUAAACUCUUCGCUCCUGAAAACAAAAACUAUUACCUUGGUGGCCAGUUCUCAGUAGAUACAGGAGCUAUGGCCGUGCUGGCUUUGACAUGUGUGAGCAGGAGUCUGAAGGAACAGCCCAAAGCACAGGAAGAGGAUCUAGAGAGCAUUGAAAAUCAUAUCCGCUCACUGGUAAAAAUGAUUCUGUCUGAGAAAAAAGAAAAUGGUCUCAUUGGAAACAUGUUUAGUACAGGAGCAGCUAUGCAAGCCCUCUUUGUCUCAUCAGAGUAUUACAGUGAAAGUGAAUGGGACUGCCAAGAAACUCGCAAUUCAAUACUCAAUGAAAUUUCCCAGGGAGCAUUCAAUAUUCCUGCUGCUGCAGCCCAGAUCUUACCUUCCCUGCUAGGAAAGACCUACUUGGAUGUGACCAAAGACUCGCCUUGUAACUCUCCCCUCUCCAUCCCAGUGCCUACGACUGUGAUACCCACUUAUUCGCCCUCAUUGAUCUCUGUGCAUUACUCUGUGAAGAUCAACAAAACCUAUUCCAUAGAUGUCACAGUGCCAAGUGGUUCGGUCUUUCUGGAUGUGAUGAAGGAAGCUCAGAAGGAGAAUGGGACUUUGUUUCGGUUCACAGUGGAGCAGGAGGAAUGGGGGCCCUAUAUCACAUCUGUUCAGGGCCUAACUGCCAACAAUAACGACAGAACCUACUGGCAACUUCUGAGUGGGGGCAAGCCACUCAGUCAAGGGGUUGGUAGCUAUGUUGUCCAUAACGGAGACAAUUUAGAGGUCCUUUGGAGCAAAUACUAAACUCAGACCUUCCUUGGGAUGUACCUUUUGUAGUGAGACCCACACAGAAAAUGGUCUUGUGCCUUCCUUUUCAUUUAUCUUAAUUCAAUAGGAGACUCAACCUCCCUUCCUCCCUCCCC
Dipodomys spectabilis (banner-tailed kangaroo rat) is the source of this 1425-nucleotide messenger RNA. RefSeq names its product transcobalamin 1 (gene Tcn1). The transcript has 9 exons. Gene Ontology annotation, molecular function: cobalamin binding. Gene Ontology annotation, biological process: cobalamin transport. The coding region runs from base 17 to 1306 and encodes 429 amino acids. Lineage: Eukaryota; Metazoa; Chordata; Mammalia; Rodentia; Heteromyidae. The record is from RefSeq and is a predicted model, not a curated record.